This is a messenger RNA of Pseudogymnoascus verrucosus, 1228 nucleotides long. It is a transcript of the gene GGC1, whose product is annotated as Mitochondrial GTP/GDP carrier protein 1. The record is from RefSeq and is a predicted model, not a curated record. The coding region runs from base 1 to 924 and encodes 307 amino acids. The transcript is spliced from 4 exons. Lineage: Eukaryota; Fungi; Ascomycota; Leotiomycetes; Thelebolales; Thelebolaceae. Gene Ontology annotation, molecular function: guanine nucleotide transmembrane transporter activity. Gene Ontology annotation, cellular component: mitochondrion.
AUGUCUCCCCCAAUGGCCACCGCUGGUGGAAAGGGCGUCAAGAAGGAGUCGACUGCGGCGCGUAUUCUGGGUUCCGGUUCUGCUGGUAUUGCUGAGCUUGCUGUCUUCCACCCGGUUGACACCAUUGCGAAGCGUCUCAUGAGCAACCAUGGAAAGAUCUCCAGCAUCACCCAGCUCAACCAAGUCAUCUUCAAAGACAAGGCCUCCGUCUCCGCUGGCAAGAAAUUCUUCUCCCUCUUCCCCGGUCUCGGAUACGCCGCCGGCUACAAAGUCUCCCAGCGUGUAUACAAGUACGGCGGCCAGCCCUUCGCCCGCGAUCUCAUCACCAAGAACUACGGCAACUCCUUCGAGCGCACCUUCGGCCCCACGACCGGCCGCGCCAUGAUCGCCUCCCUCGCAGGCUCCAUGAUCGGCAUCGGCGAGAUCGUGCUCCUCCCCCUCGACGUCCUCAAGAUCAAGCGCCAGACAAACCCCGAGGCCUUCCGCGGCCGCGGCAUCGUCCGCAUCAUCAAGGAUGAGGGCUUCGGGUUGUACAGGGGCUGGGGCUGGACCGCUGCACGUAAUGCGCCGGGCUCGUUCGCGCUGUUCGGAGGUUCGGCCUUCACAAAGGGAUAUCUGUAUGGGCUGGAAGAUUAUAAUAAGGCGACUUGGUUCCAGAACUUUGUUGCGUCGAUUGCGGGUGCCUCGGCGUCCUUGAUCGUCUCGGCGCCGCUCGAUGUCAUCAAGACCCGUAUCCAGAACCGUAACUUUGACAACCCGGAGAGCGGAAUGAAGAUUAUCAGGGACAUGAUCAAGAAGGAGGGGCCGUCCGCGUUCUUCAAGGGUCUCGUGCCCAAGCUGCUCAUGACUGGCCCCAAGCUCGUCUUCUCCUUCUGGCUGGCUCAGACCCUGAUCCCCGCCUUCGACAUUGCUUUCAGCAAAUAGAUGACCCCGUCAUGAGGGUGUUCGAAAGUGCGAGCGGAAGAGCUUAGAGUUAUUGCUGCAGCCGGCCAUUGGGCCAGCAGAGCGAGUUAGAAACGGUAGACGGCUAGACCUGGUUUUGGGAGCUUCGGCGCGUGUACGAUUGAGGAAGAAGGGGGGGAGGGGCAAAAAAGGGAAUUCCGGCGCACAGUUUUCUUUUUCUUGGCCUGCAGACAUGCGGAGGGAAAUAUGAUUGUAGAUAGAAUCAUUGUACAUACUUAGUUAUGCGGGAGGGGAUUAUCGUCUCCUUCCUUAUGAAAAACCCCAC